AUGACAACAACAACAUUUCAACCAAAUGAAAUUAUAAAAGAAUUAAAUAAUAUUUUAUUUAGAUUCGCAUUAAUUGAUACAGAAACAUCAUUUGAAAAAUUUUUGGAAUCAUAUUUAGAUGUAAUUAUAGAGAAAUUAAAUUAUAAUGAUGAAUUAGUUAAAAAGAAAGUUAUGGAAGUAUUAAGCAAUAUAAACAAGAGAUCCAUGGUAACUUCAAAUAUUCAAUUUCCAAUUGACAAACUUUUAUCACUUUAUCAUAAUGAAGAGAAAUCAAUGAUGGUUAAGAACUUUGCAAUCAUUUAUAUUGAAAAAGGUUUUAAAACUUUAUCACCAACUUCAAAAGUUCCAUUUCUUUCUCAAAUUACAAAGGAUAUUAAUAAAUUACAAUCAUUACAUCAAGAUAUAUUUUGUCAUAUAAUUUUAUCUAUAUUAAUUUCAGUUCAAAUUCCAAAGAAUGAAAAAGAAAAGAAUGAAUUAUUUGAAUUUUUAAGAAAUGAAAAAGAGAGUAAAAUUAUAUUAUCAUUCUUUUUUGAUUUUUUAAUAACACCACCACCAGAAGCACAAAGUAAGGCAAUCGUUGGUGGUAUACCACCAUGUCAUAGUUCUGUAUCAUUACAAAGAAUAAUGGGUAAACAAUUGAAUAAGUAUGAUUUCAAUCAAUUGAAUGAAAGGAAAUUAGCAAUAUUGAAUGUAUUAUCAAGUGGAGUGAUUCAACAAGAGAAUGAUAUAUUCUUACAUUUCUUGGUUGCAUCGGUUGAUUCAAAUUUUCAAGAGGUUCAAAAGAAAGCUGAAGAUUUCAUAAAAAGAUUAUCAAAAGUUAAAUUUGAGAAUAGUGAAUUGAUUGAACAAAUGUAUUCAAUAUUUUUAGGUUCACAAGCUAUUGCUUCAAAAAAACAAUCACAACAACAACAACAACAACAACAGACUCAACCUGAAAUACCAUUAGAUCAAAGAAGACAAGAAGCAUCACCAAUUCUUAAAGAAAGAAUUUUACAAUACUUUUGUAAAUCGAUUGUAGCAGCAAACCAAUUCUCGUUGACAUUACAUGUUAUAUUUGAUAGUAUUUAUGGCUCAUCAACAACAAUGAAAUUGAAGCAAUCGGCAAUGAUAUUUGUUCAAUGGGUAUUUAGACAUUCAUCAGAUCAACAGUUAUCAACUAUGGGUCCUGUGAUUUUCUCUGGUUUGUUAAAGUUAAUCGAUGAGUUGGAGAAUUCCGGUAGUACAAGUAAAGAGGUUAAUGAAUUGAAAUCAUUUACCUAUAUGUCUUUGGGUUUAUUAUGUAAACGUAAUAAGGAUCUAUUCAAGAACGAUAUUCAAUUGAUUGGUAAGCUAAUGAGAAAAGUCACCACCGAAGAGUCAAUGGUGGCAAUAUCAAUUCAAGAUUCACUAGUUAUGAUGAGAGAAGCGUUCAUCGAGCCAUCUAAAGAGAUUGGUGAUCAGUUAAUUAGUAUUUUAAAUUCAUUUGUACAUGGUUAUGAAAAUAGUGAAUAUCAAAUCCGUACGAUAUGUCUUCAAUGGGCACAACAUUGUUUCCCAUUUCAAGAUAUUAGAUCACGUUAUAUCAGUUUGAUUUUCAGUGGUGAUUCAAGACCUGACAUUAGAGAGGAAGCAAAGAGAGGCUUAGAACCAUACCAACAUCAAGGUAAUAUGAUGAUUCCACCAACGAUUGAAGAAUCAAAACAAAUUUAUCCAGAUUUUAAAUCAUUAUUAAAUUAUAUAAUUGACCGUCGUGAAGAGUUGAUAAAAUCAAAUACAGGUUCUGGUGGUGGUGGUAAAUCAAAAUACUUUCAAGGUGGAUUACAAAUUGGAUUCUCUGCAAUGUCUUAUGAGAAUAUGUUGGAGUUGUUAAGAAAGUGUUUAAGAAAAUCAGCAUUAUUAAAUGGCCAAACUACAUCACAAUACGUAAUGGAUAGCUUAGAUAAAGAUAGCAUUGAAAAGUAUUUAUCAUUCAUUGAAAUUGGUUUACAAAGUAAAAUUGGUGAUGAAGUUGCUUUGGUUAGUUCAACUUCAUUAUUGGAUCUUAUGAAUUUAGAUGAACAAGUCAUUGAACAAUUUGCUCAAUCACCAGCGAAAUUAGGUUUAAUUGAAAAGUUAAUUCAAUCUUCAAAACCACUAUUUAAAGAUCUUUAUUCUAAAAUGAUUGGUUUAAUUAGUUUUUAUUUUAAUAAAGAGAAAUUGGAUGAAUUAAUUAAUCAGUUCAUGAAAAAGGUUGAGUUUGAUAAUGAUGUAAUCGAAGUUUAUGGUUCAAUGUUAUCAUUGGCAUCAAUGAUUUCAAAUUUCAAUAGAAAACAACAAUCUGAAAAAAUCAAUCAAGAAAGUGUGGUAAAGAAAUUUAUAAAUUUAAUAUUUGAAAGAUUCAUUGAUCAUAAUAAUCAAGCAAUUAAAUUAUGUACAGUUCAAUCGAUUGGUUUAGUUGGUGUUUAUAAAUCAUUGCCAUUUUCAACAUUGGAUGAGAAAUUAAAAAUCAUUUCAAAGCUAAUUCAAUUGGUUAAAUCAACUGCAUCAAGUGAAAGAAAUUUAGCAGAGGGUUCAAUUCAAGCAUUGGGUUGGAUUUGUUUUGGUGAUAGUGAUAAUGAUUCAAAAGAAUUUAAAGAAAAAGUUGUAGAUUCUCUCUUUGAAUUGGUAAAUAAUAAAAAUGAAGAGAUGCAAUUUACAAUUGGCGAAACUUUAUCAUUAAUUAUUGGUGGUCAUAAAAUGAAACAAUCAAUUUUCCCUUUUUCACCAUUUUCAACUGAAGAAAUUUUAUCUGAAAAAAGAAAAGAAAUUGAAUUUUUAGGUAGUCAAUCAAAUAUGUUAAUUGAUGAUGAUAAUAAUAAUAAUUCAGGAAAUGAUGAUGAUGGUGGUGAUGAUGAAAGUAAAAAUAUUAUUAAAACAUUUGAUAGAAUUUUAACAAAUUAUUUUUCAGAUAGACAAUCACCAAUUACAAGAUGUUCAGCUGGUAUUUGGAUGGUAUGUUUAUUAAAGAAUUUUGGUAAAUUACCAUUUGUACAACCACAAUUACCUUUGAUUCAAAAUGGUUUCAUUUCAUUGUUAUCUGAUAAUAAUGAAUUAACUCAAGAUGUUGCAUCCAAAGGUAUAACAUUGGUUUAUGAUUCAUCAAUUGAUCCAAAGUUUAAAGAAUUUUUAGUAUCAAAUCUUGGUAAAACAUUAAGUGGUAAACCAACUCAAAAAGCACCUGGUUCAACUGAACUCUUACCAGAGGGUACAAUUAAUGGUGGUAAUAAAACUGGGUCAGCGUUGACCUAUAAGGAGUUAACAUCCGUUGCCAAUGAUCUUGGUAAACCUGAUAUGGUCUAUAAGUUGAUGAAUUUAUCAACUCAUCACCAAAUUUGGAAUUCAAAGAAAGGUGCAUCAUUUGCAAUCGUAUCAUUGGCAUCCAAAGCAAAGGAUGAGUUGGCUCCAUUGCUACCAUCAUUAAUUCCAAAGAUCUAUAGAUUCGUUUAUGAUCCAAAUCCAAAGAUGGCCGCUUCAAUGAAGAGUAUUCUUAAUGCAUUAAUCGAUCAAAAAGAUUUAUUCCCACAAUAUUUCCAACCGAUAUUAAAAGAGGUCUUACAAGGUAUGGGUACAACUGCUUGGAGAGUUAGAGAGGCAAGUUGUUCCGCCAUUCCUGAUACAAUUCAAAAUGCAACACCAGAACAGAUUUUACCCUAUUUGGAGGAGAUAUUCUUUAUGAGUUUCAGAACAUUGGAUGAUAUAAAAGAAUCUGUUAGAAAGGCAGCAGAAGUUUCAAUGAAAUCAAUUGGUAAUGUUUCAGCUCGUUUAUGUGAUCCUGCCUAUACUUCACCAAGUAAAGCCAAAGAGGUAUUGAAGUUGAUCUUACCAUUCAUACUUAACAAAGGUAUUUCAAAUGAUUCCAACGAGGUCAAACAAUUCUCAAUUAAACAAUUGGUUAGAAUUUCAAAGAGUUCAAAACAAUUGCUAACUCCAUACAUACCCGAUAUGAUCACUGUGCUAUUGGAAUCGUUGAGUAGUUUAGAGCCUGCAAGUUUCAAUUAUGCAAGUUUUCAUGCUGAAUCAAUGAACGUUUCACAAGAACAAUUGGAAUCUAUGAGAGUUGAAAUCUCAAAAACUUCACCAUUAAAUGAUAUUUUAGAAGUUUGUCAACGUUAUAUCGACGAUUCAAAUAUUACUCAAGUAUUGGCAAAUCUCAAUCAAUUGGUACAAUUUAGUGUUGGUAUUAUCACCAGAGUUGGUGUUGCUAAAUUCAUUGGGGCUUUAUUCCAAUCGAAAACUGCACCAAUCAAUGAUUUACCAGAACAAUCCCUAACAAAGUUGAUUAACACAAUGUUCCCUUCUGUCAUUGAUAAAUCACCAACCAUUAGAAAACAUUUCAUUGUUGCUCUCUCACAUAUUCUUUCGAAAUCACCAACCAAGCUAAUGGGUCAACUUUUAGAUAGAAUUUCAAGUUUAGUAUCAGCAGAUUCUGAUCCAUUACAAUUGGAAGAUAAUUUAAUAAUAGUUGGUACGAUCUAUAAAGAGUUAUUCAAGAAUUGUCCUUCAAAGAUUUCAAAUUUCAAUGUUGAUGUUAUACCAUUCCUUUAUUUCUAUAAAUCACAUCCAAAGAAAGAAAUCUCUGAACUAUAUAAAUCAAUUUGGGAUGAUAAUUCAAUUGGUUCAAUUAAAUUAUAUUCUGAUGAAAUUAUAAAAUUAAUCACUACCAAUAUGAAUAGUGGUACUUGGUCAACAAAGGAACAAGCUGCUUUAUGUUUAUCAAGUUUAACCGAUGAUAUUAGAAAUAUGAUUGAUACUCAUUUACCAAUGAUUUUAAAUUUAAUUGUUCAAGGUCUUAAAGGUAGAACUUAUCCUGGUAAAGAUUCUUUAUUAGGUUCAUUAUCAACUUUAUCAACAAUUUGUUCAAAAACUAUUAUUGAUUCAAGUAAUAAUAAUAAUAAUAAUAAUAAUAAUAAUAGUAGUAGUAGUAAUAAUGGUAAUAAUAUUCCAACACCAUCAGAAAUUGUAAAUAUUAUGUUUAAUGAAUGUAAAAAGAAUGAUUUAGAAUAUAAAAGAAAAGCAAUUACAAAUUUAUCAAUAAUAUUAAAAUCAUUUAAUACUAUUGAUAUUUAUGAUAAAGUUAUUGAAGAGUUUUAUCCAUUUGUUUUUAAUCAAUCAACUGAAGAGUCAAUGAAUGUUGACCCUAAAGAAGAGAUUGACAAAGAUGAAUUAAAAUUAAGACCAAUGAAAGCUUUAAUUAGAACUCAAAUCUAUAAUGUAAUUGGCGACUCUUUCAAAGCAUCAACUAAAGAAACAAAAUUAAAGAAUCUAUCAAUUGCUGAUUCGUUAUUAAAUAAUUUAGUUUCAAGUUUAUGGAGUGAACAACAAUCAAUACUUUAUGCUUUAUCUUGUUUCGUUAAAUCAAUUUGGUCAUUAGAUGAUUGCUCUGAAAGUUCUAACUUUUACCUUGAUGAAACUAAUAUUAUCAAAUUAUUCUCAACAAUUGCUGAAACUUUAAAUUAUACAAAAUAUCAAGCUGUAAAAAAAUCUUGUUUAGAUCUUUUAGAAGAUAUUGUAGUCACAGGUGGUAAAUUUAAAAUUAUUAAUUCAAAUUUUGAUAAAAUUAAAUUUUUAAUUACUGAAGCUUCAAAAAAAGAUAACUCAAUUGGUGUACAAGUUGAUAAAUUAUUAAAAUUAUUAAAUUAA
Molecule: messenger RNA, 5637 nt
Organism: Dictyostelium discoideum AX4
Lineage: Eukaryota; Evosea; Eumycetozoa; Dictyosteliales; Dictyosteliaceae
Exons: 2
Coding region: 1-5637 (1878 amino acids)
Biological process (GO): proteasome assembly
Cellular component (GO): cytoplasm
Molecular function (GO): molecular adaptor activity
Source: RefSeq, a predicted model, not a curated record